AUGAAUGGACAGAUGUGGACAGGAGACGAGUUAUGAAUGACAUCAUCACAACCAUGUUCAAUAAAAAAUUUAUGGAGGAGCUGUUUAAACCGCAGGAGCUCUAUUCCAAGAAAGCUCUGCGCACCGUGUACGACCGGCUGGCUCACGCGUCGAUCAUGCGGCUGAACCAGGCGAGCAUGGACAAGCUGUACGACCUGAUGACCAUGGCGUUCAAAUACCAAGUGCUGCUGUGCCCGCGGCCCAGGGACAUCCUGCUGGUCACCUUCAACCACCUGGACGCCAUCAAGGAUUUCAUACGCGAUGCUCCGGGCAUUCUCAACCAGGUGGACGAAACCUUCCGCCAGCUGAUUGACACGUACGGCUGUCUCUCCGAUGGUGAAUUUCAGCUUAUCAGACAAACGCUCCUCAUUUUUUUCCAGGACAUGCACAUACGGGUCUCCAUCUUUCUGAAGGACAAAGUGCAGAACUCGAAUGGUCGCUUUGUGCUGCCGAUAUCCGGCCCUGUUCCCUGGGGCACCGAGGUCCCGGGACUCAUCAGGAUGUUUAAUUGCAAUGGAGAUGAAGUUAAAAGAACUGAGUUCACCACUGAUGGAAACUACGUCACUCCACAAAGGGAAGGAUCAUUUGAACUUUAUGGAGACAGAGUCCUCAAACUUGGAACAAACAUGUACAGUGUCAGUCGGCCGGUGGAGACACACAUGUCAGGAGCAUCCAAAAACCUGGUGUCCCGGGCGAAGGAGAGCGUAGCCCCUAACCCGCUGGUGAAGGAAGAACUGAACUUUCUGGCCAGGCUGCUGGGAGGUCUGGAGGUCAAGAAACCUGCUGGCGCUGAGACAGGAUUUCGACUGAAUCUGUUCACAACCGACGAGGAGGAAGAACAUGCUGCAUUGACUAGACCAGAGGAGCUAUCUUACAAGGUUAUCAACAUAGAAGCCACACAG
Molecule: messenger RNA, 941 nt
Organism: Pterocles gutturalis (yellow-throated sandgrouse)
Lineage: Eukaryota; Metazoa; Chordata; Aves; Pterocliformes; Pteroclidae
Gene: OSCP1
Product: organic solute carrier partner 1
Exons: 9
Biological process (GO): transport
Cellular component (GO): cytoplasm; plasma membrane
Source: RefSeq, a predicted model, not a curated record